GGCUGCCUUGGACCUUUCAUUUGAGACCUCUGUGGAAUUUCCUAGGGUCAUCAUGCCUUGUUUUAUGGACUCACAUCUUAGCUUCUGGAACUUUCCACUUAAAAACUGUGGUCUUCGGACAUUCAAAGGACUCUUCUUCAUCCUGUGGCUGUCACUAUGUUUUCUUGCUGAAUGUGAAGGCACCAAAAAGUAUCCAGAGUGCCAGGCUAUUUCGCCGAAUGAAAAGUACAGAACCAAAGUGACUUUUGAUCCCAAAACAGCCUAUCCGUGGCUCGUUGUAUCCGCAGACAGGACCUACGUGGCAUCAGGAGACGGACCACAAAAUGUGCCGGACAACCCUGAACGAUUCAGUAACAUUCCCGCUUUGUUGGGCCUCCCUGGGUUUACGUCUGGGAAGCAUUACUGGGAGGUGGAAUAUGGGAACCAGAGAGAAUGGGCAGUAGGGGUGGCCCUUGGGAGUGUGAAGAGGAAGGAAUAUCUCAGGCUGACUGAAGAUGAGGGGAUUUGGCAAGAGGGUCUCUGGUGGCUUCGGGCACUGGAAGACAAUUCCCCCAAACUUCCUACAUGCCCUGGGAUCAUUGGGGUAUUUCUGGAUUACUCAGCAGGCACAGUGACCUUUUACCUCGAGGGGAAAGUGAUUCAGAAAAGAGCCUCUUUCAAGAGGGUGAAAGCAUUUCCAUUCUUCUAUGUGGGAGGAGGCGUUAACCUCAAAUUAAAGUCUUACAGUAAAAUUUAAAAACCAUUACAGGAAAAAAGACCUAAAAACUGCCAUUCAUAACAGAGCAAAACCCCAAGAAUCUUCAAACAGUCAAGAGAUUAUAAAAAUUAUAAAGCAGUAAAAAAAUAAAAAUAAAAGCCAGAACAGUGUACCCAAAAACACAGUUCCUGCACCUAAACCUGCUUGGAGACUUCCUAUUAAGCCGGGGAGUUUCAAACGUGGCUUGAGCAAUGAAUAAUAGUGGAUCCGCCCUCUGAUUUACAAAUCCUGGUUACCGUAUAUACUCAUGUAUAAGUCGAAUUUUUCAGCACAUUUUUAAUGCUGAAAAAGCUCCCCUCGACUUAUAUUUGGGUCAUUACAUUUUUUUGUGUUUUUACU
Sphaerodactylus townsendi is the source of this 1096-nucleotide messenger RNA. Its product is annotated as ohanin-like. The transcript is spliced from 4 exons. The coding region runs from base 53 to 736 and encodes 227 amino acids. The record is from RefSeq and is a predicted model, not a curated record. Gene Ontology annotation, molecular function: protein binding. NCBI's taxonomy places the organism in Eukaryota, Metazoa, Chordata, Lepidosauria, Squamata, Sphaerodactylidae.